CAGCAAAAAUAUCAGGGUCCUCGGUUGAAGGACCUCGCUCACAAGUAAAUAGAAAAGAUGUUACGCUAAUUAGCAGGCUACUAUCGGGUUUGGUCGAAUUAAUUUUGUCACUACACGCAAUUGAUUGCGGCGCGAUGGCAAAGGAUGAUGAACUGGAGAAGCGCGCAAUAGAGGAGCUCCUGCGGGAGACCGACAGAGCUCGGGUGAGAGCAGAGACCAUGGGCCCGACAGGAUGGUUGAAGUGUCCCCUGAGGGGCACCAACAAACGCUUCCUCCUCAACACCCUGCGCUCCACCGGCCUGCAGCGCCACACCGGUGAGCCCAGAGACGGACACUCCACCACAAGAGGGCGCCUGAGAGGCGACUCCCCGGAGAGAAGCCGCGACCGCAGCAGAACCCCUCCCAGAGAUCACAGAAGCAAUGGAGGCCACACAGACCAUAAACAUCAUCGCAGGGACAGCUGCAAUAACAAAGAUAAGAAGCAGGAUAGAGACAGAGAGAGGACUUACAUGCACAAAGACAACAGAGACCGGAGACAUGGGAGGGAUGGUCAGAACAGAGACAGACUUAAUAAGUAAAAGCUUCUGUCUAGAGGAGGAACACUGCUUCUUUCAAAAGGCCACUCCUUCUCCAGAGAGCGCAGAGGUGGACACUCCUGAAACUGCUCAGCUAACACCCCUCACAGAGCUGCUAGCAGGCUAUAAGACAUAUCGUGUAUAGUGGAAGGAAAGACAUUCACUCAUUCAGUUUUCAUUCGAGCUGAUGGAGGAGUCGUCUCACGUGGUAGUUUACUCACAGUUCACUUUUGAAGUAUUCAACCAUUUUGUAGCUGUUGAGAGGUUUAUUUGACUGGACAAAAGAUCCACACACCGCAGCUCCCAGUAAUUUAACUGUGCAACGUUUCAGCCAGUUUUCGAACGUUUCAGCCAGUUUUCGACACUUUGCUCAGUUAAAAGUACCAGAAGCUGUUAGAGCGGAGUGCAGAUCUUUUGUCUGAUCCCAGCCUUUAGUUUUCAGACAUUUUUUGGGUGUGCAUCCACGUUUGUAUGAGGUUCAUUUGAUUCCCUUAAACUGCUCACAAAACCG
Molecule: messenger RNA, 1086 nt
Organism: Scatophagus argus
Lineage: Eukaryota; Metazoa; Chordata; Actinopteri; Scatophagidae
Product: protein POLR1D-like
Exons: 3
Coding region: 135-578 (147 amino acids)
Source: RefSeq, a predicted model, not a curated record